Messenger RNA from Macrobrachium nipponense, 5867 nucleotides. RefSeq names its product histone deacetylase 4-like (gene HDAC4). Gene Ontology annotation, molecular function: transcription factor binding; histone deacetylase activity. The record is from RefSeq and is a predicted model, not a curated record. The transcript is spliced from 28 exons. Bases 479 to 4390 code for a protein of 1303 amino acids. Gene Ontology annotation, biological process: negative regulation of transcription by RNA polymerase II. Gene Ontology annotation, cellular component: histone deacetylase complex. NCBI's taxonomy places the organism in Eukaryota, Metazoa, Arthropoda, Malacostraca, Decapoda, Palaemonidae.
AGUUUGGAGUCCCCGGAUUACUUAAAGGUGCGGAUGAGACUAAACGCGACCUAAAAUGUGGUGCUAAGCCUCACUAUAUUCGUCUCGUCAUUUUUAUUUCCAAAGGGAGCGUUGCACGCGAGUUGAAAAAUCAGACGGAUGUGAUACACGCGUGUUUUUGGUGUGGAAGGAAGGCAGGUCCCUUCGCAAAGAUUAGAUAACGAACAUAUAAAUUUAUAUUUUUUGAUAAUCUUUUGCAUAAGACUGUAAAUAUUUUCUACUGACUCAAGCGACAAAAAUCCCAGCAGCAGAUGUGUGACCUAUUUUAAGAAGAUUUCCCCAACGAUAUUUUCCAAGAGCUUUUAGACGCUAUUUUGUAUAGAACUAGAGUAAAGAAAUAUAAGAGUAAGUUUUAUAUGUGGUAUUUUGUGCCGAAUGUCUGUGAAAUAAGAUUCCCUUGUGAUACCAUCCGCCAAAGCCGUUCAGGAAACCAGCAGCCAUGUUGGUGGCUAUACCAGAAGUGCCCGAGACGAGUCACCAGGGUUCCACCGGGGUAUCGGGCAGCUCGCAGACGACGACGGCGGCUUCCACCAACAAUACCAACCGCCACCACCACCACCACCACCACCAGCAGACGAUAUCCGUGAAGCACUGCAGCUUGUUGCUGGCUCCUACGGCACAGCAGUCCUUGGAAUCGUCGUCGUCGUCGUCUCCAUCCUCGCCAGGAUCCCCCCGCUCCAUCCUGGGGAGUCCCCUCGGAGGAGGGGUGGGACUCUUCUCCGACUUGGUGGUCAAGAGGGAAAUGAAACCGCCGAUGUCAGCCACGAUUCCCAAAUCACGGAAUCACCACCGCCGCACCCCCCCGACCCCUCCGGCCCACUCCCCCUCUCCGCCGACGCUGACUCCGCCCCCUAUUAUGACGUCACAGUCUUCAACCUCGCCCCUCAGUCACACCGAUCCGUCAUUAUCCACAGAGGGACCUUCUUGUCACAGAGGACCCCUGAUGCAGACCUCCAGUUAUUCCAUCCAGCCGGAAUUCGAUGUCUCACCUCUUGGUCCAUGCUUCCACUAUCCUCUAAUACGGACCCUAAAUAAAAUAUCUUCGUCUCACGUUAUGGAAAUAAAUACGUCAUAUGCUACCCCGUUGGUUAAAAAAGAGGUGAGCAGCCCGCCCCUGGGCUCGCCUCACCUAGGUUCGCCUCAGCUGCCGCCUUGCUCAACCACCGAAAUCCACAACAUGGCCAACGAUGCAGUCACGGCGGAUUCCUUCCAGCAGCGAAUAUUUCAGCUCAAACAAGAACAACAAAAACAACAAGAGAUGCUGCUGCAACAGUACCAACAACAGCAACAGCAGCUGGCUGAACAGCACGAAAAGCAGCUGCAACAGCAUAUAAUGCUUCAACAAAGUCUGCUGUAUCACCAAUUUCAACAGGAGCAUCAGAGACUCCUGGAACAACAACAAAACGAGCUCCAAACGCACCUCAAGCAGCAGUAUUUGGAGCAGCAGUCCCAGAGGGCCGAGGAAGAGCGAGCAGAAAAGCAGCGUAAAGAACAGGAGCGCCUAGAGGCCCUCGUCAAAGGAAAAGACAAACAUGCGCAGUCGGCUGUUGCGUCCUCCGAGGUCAAGCAGAGACUUCAGGAGGUACUUCUGCAGAAGAAGCAGCAGAGAGAAGCCGCGGCAGGAGUUGGAGGCUCCUCCAAUUUGCGAAAUUGGCUCACCACACAACGAAGUCUGGAAAAGAACUCCCCUUCAAGCUACCCAGCUAAUGCCGCUCCUUCAUCUUCUUCACACCCAUACAGGCCGCCCGGUCACGCUCUGAAGUACGAGGACGACUUCCCCCUGAGGAAGACAGCAUCCGAGCCCAACAUAUGCUUGAAGGCACGACACAAGCAGAGAGUCAGCAAUGAACGCCGGCCUUCGCCAUUGGUCCGGCGAAAAGACCGUCCACCCGGACCUAUCAAAAGACGCCAAACAUACACAGUGGAGAGUGGAUCGACGCCAGACAGCGGACAGAGUUCACCUCCAAAUGGACUGCCGGCAUCGAGGUCUUCCUCAGGGUCGACACCCAUUCAUGAAGAGGGAGGUGGCUCUCCAUAUGGGGCUUUGGGUGGUGGUGGUCAAGGCUCCUGUUCGGACCUCACUCUCUACUCCUCACCAUCGCUGCCCAACAUCUCUCUUGGCCGUCCCCCACAUUCCACACAACCCGAGGGGAUGAAACUGCCGAUAGUAUCUGAAGCUGAGAUGCGCACACCAGUCAAUCCUCACCUAGGGAUGGCACUCACUGGUCAUGUACUCUCAUCAAAUUUGCCAUAUUAUCCAACACUACCAGUUAUAGAUGGAGAGGGUUACAGUACGGGUGCUUCUAGCAUUGGUCGACAGCAGGUGGUAACAGCCAUGGAUACUAGUCCUGGAGGUAUCAUACAAGGAGGCAUUUAUCCACACACUAUAAUACCCUCAGAUGCACAGUACUCGGAAUUUCAGAUACGGCCGAGUCGUACCAUGCAGCGCCCACUAAGCAGAACACACUCUUCACCGUUACCUCUGGGACAUCCCAUGUUACAAGGCACCCCUCCAACGUUCCUCCCUCACGCACCUCCGUCUGUCCAUCAAUAUGAUGCAAAACAUACUAUGGACCAACACAUGUUGAAACAGCACAUACGACAAACAGUAUUGUCACGAACUCCAAGCAAAAAUCAUGUGGAAAAUGUGGCAGAAGAAACUGAAGCUGCUGUUGCUCAGGCUAUUGCUCCAGAUAAAACUCCUGAAGAAGAAGAGGAGGAAGUUCUGCAUGAAGAAGAGCCAGAGGUUAUAGAUCUGACUGAGCGAAAGAUGGAAGAAAGCUCUAUAGCGAGGCAACAACGUGACCGGGCUAUGUUCCUGAAGCACCAACGAGAACUUUUAACUACAAAACCACCAUCCUUACACUCUACGUCCGGUUCUACCUAUCCUCAUCGGUCUGGGAAUCACAUAGCAAGACCUUUAUCUCGAGCCCUAAGUUCGCCACUUGUAACCCUUUCUCCACAGGGAUCGCCACAAGAACCUUUGAGUAUGAACAAACAGGGAGCAACAACAGGUUUUGCAUAUGACAAUCUGAUGUUAAAGCAUCAGUGCAUUUGUGGAGAUAAUUCACAUCACCCUGAACAUGGAGGUCGUCUUCAGUCCAUAUGGGCAAGACUACAAGAAACAGCAUUAAUUCAUCGUUGCCAUAGAACACGACCACGUAAAGCUACCCUUGAAGAAAUACAGUCUUGUCACAGCGAAGCGCACACACUGCUCUUUGGUACCAAUCCUUGGAAUCGAUCCCGACUAGAUCCCAGCAAAUUUGCCGAGUUACCUAUUAAAAGUUUUGUAAGAUUACAUUGUAGUGGUGUGGGUGUAGAUUCAGACACAACUUGGAAUGAAAUCCAUACAUCAUCAGCGGCAAGAAUGGCUGCAGGCUGUGUUAUAGAUUUGGCAUUCAAAGUUGCAACAGGAGAGCUACGAAAUGGUUUUGCCUUAGUUAGACCGCCAGGUCACCACGCUGAACGGCAACAGGCAAUGGGCUUUUGCUUUUUUAAUUCUGUUGCUAUAGCAGCAAGACAGUUGCAUCAGAAGCUCAAUAUUGAAAAAAUUCUAAUAAUUGACUGGGAUGUCCAUCAUGGGAACGGAACUCAGUCCAUGUUUUAUGAUGACAGAAAUAUUCUUUACAUUUCCGUGCAUCGAUAUGAUGAUGGAAGCUUUUUCCCUGGGACAGGAGCGCCAACAGAGGUGGGCGAAGGUGAUGGAUAUGGAUUCAACGUAAACAUUGCCUUCUCAGGUGGUUUAAAUCCACCAAUGGGGGAUGCUGAAUAUAUGGCUGCCUUUAGAACUGUAGUAAUGCCUAUUGCCAAGGAUUUUGAUCCAGAAAUAAUCCUGGUGAGUGCAGGAUUUGAUGCAGCAGAAGGUCAUCCUUCUCCACUUGGUGGUUACAAAGUCUCUGCUAGCUGCUUUGCUCACAUGACCAAACAGCUAAUGACACUUGCACGGGGCAAGGUUGUCUUGGCUCUUGAAGGAGGCUAUAAUUUAACUAGCAUCUGUGAUGCUACAGAAGCUUGUGUACGUGCAUUAACUAGUGAUGAGGCUCCACCCAUUAGUGAGUCAGAGAUGAGCAGACCACCUUGCCAGAGUGCUGUAGAUACCUUACAGAAUGUCAUUGCUGUACAAAGUAUUCAUUGGCCAGUUGUGAGAAGGCAAAGUGGAGCAAUUGCAUUGUCAGCAUUAGAAGCUCAGGGACGAGAGGAAGAACAGGAAACUGUGUCUGCAAUGGCCUCAUUGAAAGUUGAUCCUCAGAGUCAACAAUCACAGAGUCCUGAACCUGCACCAAAAAGUCCAGCCACUGAAACUCCAAAUGAUGAGGAAGAACCCAUGGAAGAAGACACGGAAGUGAAGUAACAAAAGAUAUAAAAAUAUAAAAAAAACACUAAGAAUAUCUUGAAGUCCAGAGUGUGUACUAGAAUCCAGAAACACUGUUACCCAUUAAUUUUAGGCCUUCACUGCCUCCCAGAUACAGUGCUGUGAAAGCAGUGUACUGUGUUUGCAUUUCAAUGUGCUGCUUGUGGUUGCCCCUCUGCAGGUAGAGGGGGCCCUAGGCAUGCUCCUCUUUGCCGAGUGACCAGUGAUAUUUAGUGUUAAUUGUUCCGGUGUGGUAGAUGUCCGUACAUCACCCAGUGAUGAAAACUAUAAAGAAGGUGGUUUGUGAUGAUAUUUGCUGAGUGAACCUGACACUUGGCAGCAGUGUCUUUGACUCUCCCCAUAUUGGGUAGGGCACUGGAACUAUUUCAGGCAGUGAUGUGAGUCAAGAUGUGAUGAGUGCCCAUUGUUCGCAUUUGGGCUUGUUCGAUGAACCAAAGAUUAGGUAGAUUUUUAUGAUGUGCAUACACGGUGUCUUAAAUUUCUUAAGGUUGUAGUGUUCCAUAGGUAAACAAGACUGAGUUAUGCAGUCAUAUUUAUUGAUGAACCACAUUUAUUUUCAUUACAUAAUAUGAGAGUAAGUUUGUAUGUACUGCUGAGAAGCAGUUUCCUGACUGAAUGUGCAGCCCAGUGCAAAUGUAUUUCAAAAUACAAAAUGUCAUUAUCAUUGGACCAGCCUCAAGCUAAAUCAUGACACCUUAAUACUUGUGCCAACCACUUAACAGAUGUUUUUCUGUUGACAGACUUUAACUUUGAAUAUGUUAGUAUUCAUAUAGUGUUUAGUAGAUAAAUGUAUAAUAUACAUAUAUAUAUUAUAUAUAUUCAAUUUUAUGUAUUUCAGAUUUUAUUUGUUCACCUCACCUGAUGGUGUAAAAUUUAUGUCACUUAAGUGCACAAAACAUGUUACUUGCAAGCCUUACUUAUUAGCGGAAAGGUUGGGUGGUACCUAUUUGCAUCGGUAUGCUAUUGGGCUUAUUGUCAUGGGACAAUUCACAGGUGUUGUGCCAGGAUGUUACGUCAAAGGCUUGCCCUUUGCAAAUUGGGGUAAAGUGCUCCUCUUUCCACACUUCUGCCUUUCUGUACUAUAUCUUGUCACCUAAUGUAUCUCGGUAAAGAAAAUAAUGAAAACAAAGGUAAAAAGGAACCAUAGAGGCCAAACUGUUUGGAGGGUAAGUGACCCACAAUGCCUUGCUGGGACCUUACUUGUACAAAUCCAUAAUUACCUCUACAUCUACACCAGGCUCACGAGCACUAGUCAGAAUCACAACCCCCUGUCCACAAUAAUUCAGGCAUGUAAGAUGUGUGUUCUGGUACUACUCAGCUCAAGGCUUUACAAUAAAGGACCAGCCAUUCAUAUGGUUUCAGGAAGGCAUGAGCAUCCCCUCCUGUAUCCUGUAUCUUGUCCUUGUAUGGUCACGGUGUCCACAUAAUAAACUGGCAUAUGUUCAACAGGUACUAA